Indicator indicator is the source of this 698-nucleotide messenger RNA. RefSeq names its product receptor activity modifying protein 2 (gene RAMP2). The transcript is spliced from 4 exons. The coding region runs from base 10 to 546 and encodes 178 amino acids. Lineage: Eukaryota; Metazoa; Chordata; Aves; Piciformes; Indicatoridae. Gene Ontology annotation, cellular component: membrane; signaling receptor complex; cell surface. Gene Ontology annotation, biological process: protein localization to plasma membrane; regulation of G protein-coupled receptor signaling pathway; G protein-coupled receptor signaling pathway. Gene Ontology annotation, molecular function: coreceptor activity. The record is from RefSeq and is a predicted model, not a curated record.
UUUCGCAGGAUGGCACCGUGCUCGCAGAUGGGCCCCGGCCGCCUCUCCCGAGGGCUGCUGCUGCUCUGGGCACUCCUGGGGACUGGGCUCUGCCACACAGGUGCCAAGGUGGAGAGCUUCAGCCAGGAUGCCAGGACGAGCCCCCCCGUGGCUGUGUCCAACUGGACAGUGACAGCCCAGCUCGUGGAGGAGAUGUACACCAACAUGACACAGGAGUGCUGGGAGUACUUUGUUGACAUGAUGAGGAAUGUGACGGUGGUGGAGCUGUGCGAAUGGAAGGUCAUCAGCAGGCCCUACAGCUUUCUGCAGCACUGCCUGGAGGACUGGGCCGACCACCUGCACUAUGGCUACCCCAAUGCACUGGCUGAGCAGUACAUCUUCCAGAGCCACCACCGCUACUUCCACAACUGCAGCCUGCAGCACCAGGUCUACUUCGACCCGCCCGAGGACGUGCUGCUGGCCAUGAUCAUCGCCCCCAUCUGCCUCAUCCCCUUCCUGGUCACCCUGGUCAUCUGGCGCAGCAAGGACGGCAAGGCGCAGCCAUAACGCCGCUGCCCGGGCACCCGCAGCUGCUGCUGGCACAGCGGGUCCUAUGCCCGGGCACUGUGCUGCUUCACGGGCCCCAAGCCCCGGGGCCACCGGCCACCCUGUGGGGCUUUCGGCAUCAGCUCCCGGUUUCUGCUGUGCCGCUGGCAGCU